GCAGGCGCGGCGGCCGCGCAGGCGCGGGGCGGGCGGGCGCUGUCAGCGCUCGCUCCGGCCCGGCCAUGUCGUACGGGCCGCUGGACCCGCGCGGCCCCGGGGCGCCGCCGCCGCCCCGGGACUUCGGCGGCAUCAUCCAGACAUGCAGCGGCAACGUGCAGCGCAUUGCGCAGUACACUGCUCAAAUAAAGAAUUUGAUGAGCCAGCUGGGAACCAAGCAGGAUUCCAGCAAACUUCAGGAAAAUUUACAACAGCUGCAGCACUCUGCAAACCGCCUUGCCAAAGAGACCAAUGAAUACCUGAAGGAGUUGGGGUCUCUGCCACUUCCCCUGUCUGCCUCUGAACAGCGCCAACAGAGGCUUCAGAAAGAACGAUUAAUGAAUGACUUCUCCACGGCCUUAAAUAAUUUCCAGGCAGUCCAGAGGCGAGUGUCAGAGAAGGAAAAAGAGACUGUAGCAAGGGCAAGAGCUGGCUCCCGUAUUUCUGCUGAUGAGCGAUUCAGAGAAGAACAGCUUGUUUCAUUUGAUAGUGGUGAAGAUUGGAAUCAGAUGCAGUCUCAGGAAGAAGAUGUGGCAAUAACUGAACAAGACCUUGAACUCAUUAAAGAAAGAGAAACUGCAAUCAGGCAAUUAGAGGCAGACAUUUUGGAUGUCAAUCAGAUAUUUAAGGAUUUAGCCAUGAUGAUUCAUGACCAAGGAGAUAUGAUUGCAUUGAGGCAAAUGUGGAAAGUGCAGAAGUCCAUGUGGAAAGAGCCAGUGAGCAGUUACAGAGAGCUGCCUAUUAUCAGGGCGGGGAAGCCACCACCUGGAUUGCACCUGGAUGUAGUCAAAGGAGACAAACUCAUUGAGAAACUCAUCAUUGAUGAGAAGAAAUACUAUCUCUUUGGGAGAAAUCCUGAUCUGUGUGAUUUUACCAUUGACCACCAGUCUUGCUCUCGGGUCCAUGCUGCCUUGGUCUAUCACAAACAUCUCAAGAGGGUUUUCCUCAUAGAUCUGAACAGCACACAUGGCACGUUCCUGGGCCACAUCCGUUUGGAGGCUCACAAGCCGCAGCAGAUCCCCAUCGACUCCACGGUGUCCUUCGGAGCCUCCACCCGCGCCUACACCCUGCGGGAGAAGCCGCAGACGCUGCCCUCGGCAGUGAAGGGCGACGAGAAGAUGGGUGGUGAGGAUGAGGAGCUCAAGGGCUUGCUGGGGCUGCCAGAGGAGGAGACAGAGCUGGACAAUCUGACAGAGUUUAACACAGCCCACAACAAAAGGAUCUCCACGCUGACCAUUGAGGAGGGGAACUUGGACAUCCAGAGGCCAAAGCGAAAACGGAAGAACUCCAGAGUGACGUUCAGUGAUGACGAUGAGAUCAUCAACCCGGAGGACGUGGACCCGUCCGUGGGGCGAUUCCGGAACAUGGUGCAGACAGCAGUGGUCCCUGUGAAGAAGAAGCGCCUGGAGAACGCGGGCUCGCUGCCCACGGACGAGUCGGCGUCGCGGCGCAUGCAGAGCUUCCCCUACAGCGGAGGAUUGUACGGGGGGCUGCCCCCCACCCACAACGAGGCAGGGUCGCAGCCCCACAGCGUCCACGGCACCGCGCUCAUCGGGGGGCUGCCCAUGCCCUACCCCAACCUCGCCCCCGACGUGGACUUGACUCCAGUGGUGCCCUCCACAGUGAACAUGAACCCAGCUCCAAACCCCGCUGUCUUCAACCCCGAAGCUGUGAACGAACCCAAGAAGAAGAAAUACGCCAAGGAGGCCUGGCCGGGCAAGAAGCCAACCCCGUCCCUGCUGAUCUGAGCUGGGCUGAGGGAGGGUAGGAGUUCCCAACUCCAGACACUUUUCAUGUGCGGUAUCGUCUUUUUAAAAUUUCGGUGUCCUAACAGAUGUAAUACCAAGAUUGGAGGAGUGAAAUAUCCUUUAAAGAUCUGUCUUCAAAUGUUUUUAUAUGUCUGUUAAAAAAAAAAAAAUACAGCUCCCAUCUCCUUUUGAACCAAAACCCCUACAGCCUUUUCUUGGCCACCACUGUCCCAGAGGUCUUUUUGCUGAGAGUGGAUCCACGAGUCGAAGGGGCAGUCACACAAUUCAAUUGUCACUCAUGGCAUGACCCUGCAGGUCCGUGUAUUUCAGUGCUGAGCUCGCUGUGGUGACGCUGUUCCUGCUGGACACGCUCACAGCAGGGCAGCUCUGUCAAGAGGAAAUAUUUGUGGGGCCAAGCCUUGCAGAAUCCCACUGGAAGGAGUUGUAAAAUUUGCAGAAUAUAGGUCAGCUUUUAUUUUUUGUCAGCUUUUUAUUUUUUCAAAACCCCACCCAUGUGGGGCAUUCUCUUUUUUAUUAUUAUUAUUAUUUUUAGUUUGGCUACAGCUUGUUUUAAUUUCCACAUAAAACACUAGAUGAUCCCAGGAGUCAUGAGCUGAGGUGGAUAAGCAGCAGGUGGUUCCUUAGCUGGGUUGCAGUGCUGCAGAGUGGGGGCUGUGGGAUGCAAACAAUGGGAGAGCCCUGCAGGAUCAGGCACUGUGCACUGUGCCAUGGUGAACUCCCCUGGGUAACUCAGGGUGAAGUUAACACAGCCGAGUUUCUUUUAGACUUGGUGGCCCCUGGAACUUAAGUAGUUUCAUUUUAUUUGCAAAUGGAACUUUUUAAGUAUAUGAGAUUCAAAAAGACAAAAAGCUGGGAGGACUGGCACGCUCCCCACACAGAUAUUUUGGGUGCUGGGAACUGUAGGUGAGAAUUGAGUGCUACUGAGGGCCAGAAUGGGAAUUCUCAGUGGACUUGGGUUGUUGCUUAAGCCCUUUAGUCCCUUGGGUUUAGAUUUAAAAAUGGUUCACAUACUCAGACAUAUUGUGGCAGUACUUUACACAAGGUGAGGCCAGAGCUCUAUUACUCUUAAGUUCACUCUGGAUUUUUGUUCACACUCUAAUGCAGUUCAGCUACAAGUCACAUUCCUUUGCUGUUUGGGGGAUCCAGGAAAUGUGCACCGAAAUGAGAGCGUGUCCCUGGCAGUUCACUGUGUGCAGGGCUGCAGCUACCUGGGGAAGCAGUGCCAGGCUGCUGGGGCAGGGCUGUGUCCCAGUGAGCUGGGGAUGCUGGGGCAGGGCUUGUCCCAGUGAGCUGGGGAUGCUGGGGCAGGGCUGUGUCCCAGUGAGCUGGGGAUGCUGGGGCAGGGCUGUGUCCCAGUGAGCUGGGGAUGCUGGGGCAGGGCUGUGUCCCAGUGAGCUGGGGAUGCUGGGGCAAGGCUGUGUCCCAGUGAGCUGGGGAUGCUGGGGCAAGGCUGUGUCCCAGUGAGCUGGGGAUGCUGGAUGCACCAGACCCAUUUCAGACAGGUGCCCCAAAAUCUGUGUGGGUUUUGCUCCACAGUGAUUGCUUCUAUCAUGUCCUUGAGGUGCCAGCAGGCAGCUGCCCAGCUCACAAGAGCCAUGGCUUUAGAGACUGCUCUGUUCCCAUCACAUCCAGCUCAGACUAUUCCUUGUGUGGAUUCAGCACCUGCUCCAUGAUCCAGCUGUGCUGCUCUGUCUUUAAGUUGCCAUGAUGAUGCAGCAGGGUGUUUGUUCUGCUGCCCAGUGCUCCCACAAUGACUCAAAAUCUUCCUCUCUUUAGUCUGGCCUGUAGGAUUUUCAUUUCCCAGCCAGUUGCUUUCUGAAGGCAACUCUUUAGGGUAAGACUAGUCAGGACAAACAAAAGUUGAGCAGGUUUCCUUAUUUUCCUUUUUUUGUUUUUUUGUUUUGUUUUAUUUUGGGGGGAAGAGGGUUGGGUUUGGGGUUUUUUGGGAUUUUUUUUUGCAAGUGGCUCUUUGCAAGAUUUUUCUUGACAAGGGAAACUUCACUGCUCGUUGUUUUUUAAAGCUCUUCUCCUCCCAGACUCUGAACCAGCUCUUAUUAUUUCAGAGCUUAGGGGCCACAGCUGGCCAGGGGAGGACAGGAACAUCGAGGAGCUUUGUACAGACAUUUGUACACUUGUGUAAUAUGUAAUAGGCCUUUUCACACUUCUGUUGAGCUUUUUACCUGUAACCUUUACUAUGUUGUAAAUUAAAUGCAGAUUUUGCCAGGUU
Messenger RNA from Prinia subflava (tawny-flanked prinia), 4035 nucleotides. RefSeq names its product protein phosphatase 1 regulatory subunit 8 (gene PPP1R8). Gene Ontology annotation, biological process: vesicle-mediated transport; intracellular protein transport; vesicle fusion. The transcript is spliced from 14 exons. NCBI's taxonomy places the organism in Eukaryota, Metazoa, Chordata, Aves, Passeriformes, Cisticolidae. The record is from RefSeq and is a predicted model, not a curated record. Gene Ontology annotation, cellular component: endomembrane system; postsynaptic recycling endosome; SNARE complex. The coding region runs from base 66 to 1787 and encodes 573 amino acids. Gene Ontology annotation, molecular function: SNAP receptor activity; SNARE binding; protein serine/threonine phosphatase inhibitor activity.